Molecule: messenger RNA, 2354 nt
Organism: Durusdinium trenchii
Lineage: Eukaryota; Dinophyceae; Suessiales; Symbiodiniaceae
Source: the annotation of a GenBank genome assembly
CGGGCCUUUGCCACUGCAAGCCGCUCAAAACAGCCAAGCUAGAUUUGCCCCAAAGAAGGGUAUUGAUCUGCAAUGGCUUGAAGACAUCAGGCACCAUGCUGUGGCUGCUGCUUUUGGCUGUGGGGGUUGACGCGACGUCGACCGGAACCACUGUAUAUGGUGCUUCAACUCUUUGCUUCACAUUGGUGCGUCCAGGGGAUCAGGCGAAGCUCUUGGCACAGCAGUUCUUCGAAGGCAUUGGAAUAUUUGCGUGUGACAAUCACAUGAUCUUCAGCAGUGCUCCAGCCGAGGAGCUUUUCCAGCCAAAGCAAUGGGGAAUCAAGAGGUGGCCAAACAAUGGCCCAUUGGUGUACUUGGUACCCGGAUGGCAAGCAGAGCCUGAUGUGAAUACAAUGCAGAAGGUGUGGCAACAGGUCUCCGAGAUUGGACUCUACAAAGAGUACUCGUGGACAUUGAAGAUGGAACCCGAGGUUGCCUUUCUGACAUCAACCAUACAUGAUGUCCUGACCUCUCAUUGCUCUGACCGUGAUUGCAAAGCGAUCUUUUUGGCGAACAGUGCCUCAAAGAUCUUCAGUCAGGUCCAGGCUCUGACCAGGAGGGCCGUAGAGCAGCUUGGAAACCAUGCGGAUGUUUGCCAAGACAAGGUCGCAGAUGACUCACCGGAUGCUUACCUGCAAGACUGCUUGAUGUUGAGUGGUGCAAAAGCCGUGAAGGAGGACAAACUCCUCGCAGACUUUUCACACGCGACGGUGGCAACUGUGUGUAAUUCGAGCACCGGUGGGUUCUAUCCAUUUGCAGAAUGGGGACAAUACAUGUCCUGCCUUGGCCAGGCUGGGUAUUCGGUGAUCCCGGACUCUCCAAACAAUCUGGCCAAGGUAUCGUGGACGCGAGAUGUCUUGCUGAAAGGCGGUUAUCUCAGACCGACGAUCUUUUGCUGGGCCCUUGUGCAACACGCCGGGCAGGAACCAAAACUUAUGGAAUGGCAACGAGAAAGAGGUUUAGGCAUUUUUGCCUGCGAUGGUUGGAUGGUUGUUAGCAACGCCUCCGCGCGGGAGGUGCUCGAAGGACAGGCUUGGCACACGGACAUCGUGGUGGUCCAUGAGCAGACGAUGGUGUCAAAGACCUUUAUCAGCAAAGGGGGCAAGUUGCUUCCGGUGAUUCCCAAUGCUGGCGUUUUUGCGCUGGCAUGGCAAGCAGUCUUCACCAAAGGUGACUUUCGCAAGUAUGAUUGGACCAUAAAACUGGACGUUGAUGUGGCUGUUGUUCCAGAACGUUUGCGGGAGGUUUUGCAUGCUCGGUGUGGGCCUUCUGGCUGCGGCAAGAAGAUGCUUCAGACCUUUGGCGGAGAUUUGCAAGGUCCAGUGGAGGCCUUCAGCAAAGAGGCCGCUGCAUCUUUUGCAGCGGGUUUUACUUCCUGCACGAGCGUUGCGGGCUGGAACAAGCAGCCGGAAAGCCAAUGGCUCUCGAGCUGCGCAAGUACUCUUGGGAUAGCAGCUGAAAGGGCACCAAGGCUACUUUCGGGAUACCAUGAGGAAGUUCCUCGGCCUUGUGACACUGUGCAUGGCCUUUUCCAUCCAUUUCCGCAAGUGGAUGGGAUGAAGCAAUGUUUGAAGCAAUCUGGAUACUACUACAUCCACGCGCCGGCUACCAGCACCCGAACCAGCAUCACAACGAGGACCACCACUACAUCCUCAACAAUUACACGCACAAGCUCCACAGCAACUACCAGCACUAUGACAUACACAAUUGCAAAAGUUGCACCAGACAGCAUUUUUAACUUCGAGCGACGAUCCUUCCAGAAGCAGCUCCCCGUGUGGGUCAUCACCGCCGAAAACGAACACCGGGGCAUUCCUUUCGCCAUUGGUUUGGCCACCAGCCUUUUGCUGCUCUUUUGCAUCCCAAUUGUAGGCUUUUUCAGGACGACACCACCAGCACCAGUGCCUGGCGGGACUGUUCUGCCUCGAGUUGCGCCAGAAGAGAUAGAGGAUCCACUUCUAAGAGGACCAUGAAGCAGAUGUUGAUGCCCCGUGCUUCAGUUUUGUAUAGUUUUGCAGCAUUUCAGGUCUUUUAUUUUGUUCACCUGAUCCAUUGCUUUUAAGGCCCGCUCAAAGCUACUUGCGCCCUGAUGGCAACUACUACAUCUGGGCGCUGUCAGACCGACAACAACGAUUGUCGAGAAUUGUGCCCGAUCUAAAUUAGCUGACAAAAGUGUUGACAUUCUAAACCGCUGAUCUAAACGCCCCUUUGACCUGGAGCAGGGGACCUCAAAAAGUCAGCAAACGGCAGUAGUGAGUACGAUUGGCCUUGCCCAAGGCCUGAACCACCCAAUUCUAUUGUCCACCAUGUGCGAGCCC